UAAAUUACUGUAUAGCCAGUUAUCCAAUGCUGUCUAUAAAACCUGCAUCAGACUGUGGAUUGGGGAUUGCAAUUGAAUUGAAAUUUGACCAAUCAGUGUAAAGUUCACUAAAUUUCACUAAACUCGAAUUAACUUUGUACUGAUUGGCCAAAUUCAAUCUCAAUCUCAAUCUCCAGUCCAUAGUUUGAUACAGGCUUUAUAGUCAGUAUGGGGCGACUGGCUAUACAGUAGUAUUACAUAUAUACACGCCACACGUGAUGGCGCAUCCAAUAAGCGUACUGUUCUUCCACAAGAGCUACACACUCGUUGGAUAUCGCGUGCCGCAUGUCGCGUCACGUAUUGCGCCGUGUGCUAUAAUUCGGUGAGAGAUUACAAUAGGUUAAGUUGAGAUCGUUUGGAAUUAUCUGCCGAGACGCCGACAUUCCUCGUUAUUUAGGAAGAUACAUAAAACAUUAGUGAUGAGCCGGAAGGAAGCAUUAUCUCAAUUUAUACAACAAAUUCACGGGCGACCUGUGGUUGUGAAACUAAACAGUGGUGUUGAUUACAGAGGUGUGUUGGCUUGUCUCGAUGGUUACAUGAACAUAGCACUCGAACAAACGGAAGAAUAUGUUAACGGACAAUUGAAAGACAAAUAUGGCGACGCCUUCAUUCGUGGAAACAAUGUUUUGUACAUUAGCACGCAAAAGCGUAGAAAUUAAUCAUGGCACAGUGCCGAAUAAGGUUUCGGAUUAAAAUUAAAUUUUUAUUUAA
This is a messenger RNA of Dinoponera quadriceps, 750 nucleotides long. RefSeq names its product U6 snRNA-associated Sm-like protein LSm6. Gene Ontology annotation, cellular component: U6 snRNP; sno(s)RNA-containing ribonucleoprotein complex; U4/U6 x U5 tri-snRNP complex. Gene Ontology annotation, molecular function: RNA binding. NCBI's taxonomy places the organism in Eukaryota, Metazoa, Arthropoda, Insecta, Hymenoptera, Formicidae. Bases 459 to 698 code for a protein of 79 amino acids. The transcript has 3 exons. Gene Ontology annotation, biological process: mRNA splicing, via spliceosome; maturation of SSU-rRNA. The record is from RefSeq and is a predicted model, not a curated record.